GCAAGGAAAAUAUUCGGGCAGGUAGUGUCAGCUGUAAAAUACUGCCACAGCCUUGAUAUUGUCCAUCUUGAUAUAAAACCACAGAAUGUACUCCGGGAUGAGGUGGGUAAUGUAAAACUGAUAGACUUUGGGCUGGCCACCAAGUGCACACCUGGCACAUUACUAAAUCGGUACUGUGGGACUAGGAGCUGUUUUUCCCCAGAGAUUGCACUAAGGGUGGAAUAUGAUGGAAAGAAGUCCGAUGUGUGGAGUUUGGGAGUGCUACUAUUUUUUAUUACUAUUGGACACUACCCCUUCAGGGGAAUAACGGUGAAGGAGGUGGAAGAGAAGAUCACAACAGGGACCUAUGACAUUCCAUCUCAUGUCCCUGGGCAACUAGAAAACCUAAUCCAUCAAUUGCUCACAGUUUCCCCAGAGAUGAGGCCCUCCAUAGAAAACAUUGAGAAACAUCCAUGGGUGAUAAAGUGUGAGGUAGACAUUCCAACUGAGAUCAAUCCAGAUUACAACAUCAUAGACAGGCUCUGUGGCAUGGGAUUUGAUGCAAAUGAGAUUAUAGAAUCACUCCACAACAAAAAAUACAACGAACCCAUGGCGGCAUAUUUAAUUAUUAAAGCCCAGGUAGAGAAGAGGCAUGAGGAUACCUCUACUGCUUCAUUUGAAACUGAUCAGUGCCCUAUACCACCCCCUUCACCAGCACAUCCCUCUACCUCUGGGCUUCCCCUAAAGAAAAGGGCCAGUGAGCCCAACUUUAGCCUCCUCCACAUCCAGCCCUCAAGAAAGCAAGUGCCUGUUGCCCUGACACGAUCUCAACACAAUGUGGCCAGAAGUGUCUCCAUGCCUCCCAUUUCUCUAGAAUAUUCAGAGAAUAAGACCAGCAGCACUUCCACCUGUGCCCUCUAUUACGGAGCUGUGGCUGCCCCAAGUGUCUGUAACAUCAUAGAGGAGGAUGAAUUGAAUGUGCCACCUGAGCAAGAUUUUGACAUAAAAACACCAUCGCCUCCUAAGAAGACCGGGCGCUUUAAGAGAGUCACUAAGAGAAUCAGGGCGUGCCUAUCAAGGCUUUGCUGUUUCCCCUGUGCUCGAAAGAAAAAGACCCAGGAUACAUCCUCCAAGGAAGUGGCUCCCCUGAAAGAGGCAGGAGGCAGAACACAAUAA
This is a messenger RNA of Grammomys surdaster, 1155 nucleotides long. Its product is annotated as putative sperm motility kinase W. Gene Ontology annotation, cellular component: cytoplasm. The record is from RefSeq and is a predicted model, not a curated record. NCBI's taxonomy places the organism in Eukaryota, Metazoa, Chordata, Mammalia, Rodentia, Muridae. Gene Ontology annotation, biological process: intracellular signal transduction; protein phosphorylation. Gene Ontology annotation, molecular function: ATP binding; protein binding; protein serine/threonine kinase activity. The transcript has a single exon. The annotation marks the transcript as partial.